Drosophila gunungcola (fruit fly) is the source of this 1908-nucleotide messenger RNA. It is a transcript of the gene Dgkepsilon, whose product is annotated as diacylglycerol kinase epsilon. Bases 124 to 1728 code for a protein of 534 amino acids. The record is from RefSeq and is a predicted model, not a curated record. The transcript is spliced from 4 exons. Gene Ontology annotation, molecular function: ATP-dependent diacylglycerol kinase activity. NCBI's taxonomy places the organism in Eukaryota, Metazoa, Arthropoda, Insecta, Diptera, Drosophilidae.
UUAUUUUAUGUCUUUGUCGGUGUGGUCACACUGGUGGAAUGUCGACGGUGCAAAAACAAACGAAUUGUGAAAAUGUCAAAUUACCUGAAAAUUUAGCGUAAUUGGCCAAUCUGUUCGUGGACCAUGGACAUAGCCACCAUCGAGCUGAGCGUGGAGGCUCUGAUUGGCUCCCUGCUGGCCCUGGGUGUCCUGUUCGCCUUCUGCCGCAGCCUGCUCGCUGAGGACUUUGUGAGCACUUUUAAAACACGUCACAGUUGGAAAUCAAUAAAAGUCAUCGAGCAGGCCUGCUUCUGCAACGUCUGCGAGAUCCUGCUGACCCCCUCCGCAGGACUCUUCUGCGACUGCUGCGGCCUGUGCACCCAUGCCACGCCUCUUUGCCAGCGAAGGGCGGACAGGGAGUACCGCUGCAAGGAUAAAUGGUUGCGCAACGAGUCCUCCGUGCGGCAUUUGUGGGUCCACGGCAACCUGCCCAUGGGCGUCCAUUGCGCGGACUGUGGCGAGGAGGUGGAUCACCAUGUCAGCACCGAUCCGGGAUUGUAUGGGUGGCGGUGUGCCUGGUGCCAGCGGUGCUAUCACAACGAUUGCUACUCGCGUGUCGACUCCAAGAGCACCUGUGACUUUGGCGAGUUCAAGGACAUGAUCUUCCCGCCCUACAGCUUUGUGGCCGCUCGAACUAGGGAUUCGAUGCGCUUGCAUUUGGCCAGCAUCACGCCGCCGGACAUUGAGAAUUGGGAGCCGUUGAUUGUGAUCGCCAACACCAAGUCGGGCAGCAGUACGGGCGCCAAUGUGCUUUCCCUGCUGCGUGGCUACCUGCACCCACUGCAGGUGAUGGAACUGGGCUCCCGCGGUCCACAGGACGCCCUACAGUGGGCCGCCAAGGCCAGUCCUCGCCCGUGUCGCAUACUAGUGGCCGGCGGCGAUGGCACCAUCGGUUGGGUGCUCAACACCAUCUACGCGUUGAACAUCAAACCCCAGCCGUCGGUGGCCAUCAUGCCGCUGGGCACCGGCAACGAUUUGUCGCGAGUUCUAGGCUGGGGAGCGGAGCCGCCCUCGGUGCUCGAUCCUGUGGAGAUCCUGAGGAGUAUUCGGCGCGCCCGCUCCGUGAAUCUCGACCGAUACGACCUGCAGAUAGAGAAGCUGCACUACCGACUGCCCAUCCAGAGGCAUCCCACGAAGACGAUUCACGUGUACAACUACUUCAGUGUGGGUGUGGAUGCGUUCAUCACUUACAACUUUCACAGGACGCGAGAAUCUCGGUUCUAUCUGCUCAGCAGUAGGAUAUUCAAUAAGCUUCUCUACUUCACCUUUGGAACGCAGCAGGUGAUGCAACCUGGCUGCGAACACAUCGAGGAGAAGCUGACCCUGUACCUGGACAACAAGCCAGUGCAACUGCCUGAACUUCAGGCCCUGGUGUUCCUAAACAUUGACUCCUGGGGAGCGGGCUGCAAACUGUGCGAGCUGAGCAACUCCAAUGGCGAGGUGCGCAUCGUGAACUCCAUCUCGGAUGGCAUGAUGGAGGUGUUUGGCAUUGUUUCCUCCUUUCACAUUGCCCAGCUGCAGUGCAAUAUUAGCAAGCCAGUUCGGAUUGGCCAAGCCAAGCAAAUAAGGCUACAAGUCAAGGAAACGGUGCCCAUGCAGGCGGACGGCGAGCCCUGGAUGCAGAGUCCGGCCGAUAUACGUUUGUCGUCGCGAAGCCAGGCCCGUGUCCUAAAAUUGGAUGCAACCUGAACUUAGUAGAUAAUCCCCUUAGCAACCCCUUAUGUGCCAGUCCCAUAAUCUCAAAGUACUUAACCCGGAACCUCAGUCUACUAUACUUAAUCGAAUUUGGUAGGCUAUGGCAUUUUAAGACGUCCCAUAGCGUUAACCCAAAGCUAGUCGGAAAAAUACACUAAAUCGUAUCUGAAAGAA